Molecule: messenger RNA, 1194 nt
Organism: Myripristis murdjan (pinecone soldierfish)
Lineage: Eukaryota; Metazoa; Chordata; Actinopteri; Holocentriformes; Holocentridae
Product: OCIA domain-containing protein 1
Exons: 8
Coding region: 237-998 (253 amino acids)
Cellular component (GO): endosome
Source: RefSeq, a predicted model, not a curated record
CGUGCCGUAGACAAUACUUAUAAUAAUAAUAUUUUAAAUAAACAACUUUAAAUGUCUUGUUUGUCAAGCCAAGUAACCAAAGCGCUUCUUCUCGUUCGUCUUCUACUUCCGGGCCGCGUCAACGCGCUGGCAAUGACAUUGUCCCAAACAUUGAUGAAGUCAGCGUGGUAAACGAUUUAAACCUGGUCGUUUCUCAUGACUCUGAGGCUGAAAUCAGCGCCGACAUAGCCGUCAACAUGUCUCCGGUGUCCAGCGGGUUUCCGGAGGAGCGGCACCGCGGGGCGCAGGGCCCAAUGGGCAUGGACUAUAUCCCCACAGAGGAGGAGAAGAGGGUCUUCAAGGAGUGCAACCAGGAGAGCUUCUGGUACAGGUCUGUGCCCUUCUCUGUGGUCAGCAUGGCUCUCACCCAGGCCCUGAUUGCUAAAGGAACGCUGACUGCAUCUCCAAGGUUUGGAUCUCUACCCAAAGUGGCAUUCGCUGGCUUCUGUGGCUACCUGGCUGGGAAGAUGUCGUACAUGAAGACGUGCCAGGAGAAGUUCAAGCGGCUGGAGAACUCGCCGCUGGGAGAGGCCCUCAGACAGAGGACAGGACUGCCUCCUCCAAAUCUCCAAGGCCAACAGUCAUCAGAGCUGAGUGACCCAGACACCAUGUCGUUCGACCCCAUGUUCCAGCCAGCAGAGUCCCAAAGCCAGGUGCCCGCUCAAACCAGAGACUAUGAUUAUGGUUACAGACAAGAGCCGUCCCUGCCGACAAGCCGAGCAGAUGACUUCAACCCCCAAGCCCAGUCAUAUGUGGAGGAGGAGGAGCCCAGGAAGAAGUCCAUCCUCUAUGAGGACCUGAGGCUCAAGAACAGAGAAAACUACGAGGUCACACUCACCCAGAAGGCUGAGACGCUGCUCAAAACUCCUCCUGAAAGGGAGCCAGAAAGGGGGCCAGAAAGAUCUGCACCUAGGAAAGAAGUCAAGAAGAACAUCUAUGGAGACACCUGGGAGGAAUGAGCUUUUAUUCGAGCUGUAGAUGCACUGGCCGCUCUGGGGAUGCUGACACUGCCGGACAGACCGCUCAGUGGCCGUUUGUUUCCAGGGUGACUUAGCCUCAAGUAACAUGAAAUUAUAUGUGGUUCUGAUGAAUAUCUAUCUGCAAAUGAGUUGAUUAAACCAAAUUGCUUCAAGAAUAAAGCUGGCUCUCUCUGUG